Brassica napus (rape) is the source of this 3268-nucleotide messenger RNA. RefSeq names its product UPF0725 protein EMB2204. The transcript has 8 exons. NCBI's taxonomy places the organism in Eukaryota, Viridiplantae, Streptophyta, Magnoliopsida, Brassicales, Brassicaceae. The record is from RefSeq and is a predicted model, not a curated record.
AUGAGUUGUCUGACGGAGGAAUCCGAUGGUUUUGAUUAUCCUGGAGGUAUUGAAGUGACAUACAGUCUCCAUAGACUGAUGCACUUUAACUGUGAAGGAAAAAAUCCUCGUUAUGCUUAUCCUCAGUUGGUCAAGCUUUAUGCUAAAUUAGGAGUUCACAGAUAUUUUUUAUUUUAGGGAAAGAACCUAAAGUUCUGUAAGCUAAAGAGUUUUAACAUGAGGAUUAAUUGCGGUGCUUCCUCUUACUACAUCACUUUGGAUGCACGUUGCGGUUUUCCGAAAUUCCCUUUUCAGGUUCUCGUUAAUGAAAGGAUGAUUGGCUGUUUAGAUUUGGCUGUGUCUAUCGCUAGACCUCGAACUCACGUGAUUCCAAAGCCGUACCUGCGUAGACAUUGUGAACCAGCGCGUCUUGAUACAGAAUUCAACCCAUUACCUGAUUGGCCUCCAGAGAUUGCUUUUAGUGAUGCUAAACGGUUUUACAUGGUGAAUAAGUAUGAGUUGCAAAACAAUGGUUGGAUUUCACUUUAUUUGGAACUUGCACUCGUUAGUCACGUAAGGGAUCUUACUGAUCAUUAUCUGGCCCAGUUGGAGAUUGUGCAGGUAGCUGUAGAGACUGUUGAUGAUGUGAAGCCCCCGACACUUGACUCCAAAAACGUGGUUAUUUACAUAGUGUAUAGAGACUUUGCCGCUGGCGAGCCAUGUGAUAGCAAAGCUAUCGUCAGACGCAGUUUCAAUGAAGUUACUGAAGGUUUGAAAUUUGUGGGUGACUAUUGGAGUGAAGAGAAAAAAGCUUUGAGUACUACUGAGACGGCUUCUGUUGUUAAAGUAACUGAAAAACGUUCUAUGCAUCUCUCGGGUGGUGAGAAAACUGAGAAACGUUGUAAGAAGAAGAAACGUUUAGGUGUCCACCACAGGCUAUGGCGUUUAUCUGAUCCCAGGUGUCAUCAGGCAUACAAAAGCCGUGCUUCCGCUCGUCGUCGUCAGUGAUGAUUUGCGAUUUAUCAAGUAGGGCUGUGAUAUAAUGAAAAUGUAGAUCAAAUGGAUUUAACUAUUUAUUAAUGUCAACUAUGUUAUUUUGUGCUAAGACCAUGAUUAAUGGGUUUUUUUAGGGGUGGGGUUCUUAGGGUAAUUUAAUAACCGGUUCUUAGCUUUAACAAAGAAAAAGUUUAAGAACCGGUUCUUAUUUAAUAAUCGGUUUUUAGCUUUUUUUUUUUGUUAAAGUUAAGAAUCAAUUAUUAAAUUAUGCUAAUAAUCCCACCCCUAAAAAACCCAUUAAUCAUGCUUUAAGACCAUCAUUAACCUCAUUCUCUUAACUGGGAUUUUUAGUUUCGGCUAAGAGACGGUUCUUAGCUUUUCUUAGUUUUUUAAUUAAGAAAAACUAAGAACUGUCUCUUAAAUAAGAGAUAUAAGAGUCGUCUUUUAACCAAAAAUUGUAAAAAAAAACAAAAAUAUGUUAAAUCAUGAGUUAAGAACCCAGCUAAAAGACAGGAGUUAAUCAUGCAAGUGUUUGCCUCUUUGUACGCUUAUUUAAGUGUUGUACUGUUUUCUUUGAUGACUUGACUUACUAAAAUAUCAGUGCAUUAUUAUAUAGAUACGGUGCUUCAUUUUCUUUCACAGUAUUUUGAUUACUAAUAUAUUAAUCUUAAUAAACAGUUUCUUUUCAUGAUUCUACCUGGUAAUAAAAAGAAACUGUUACACUGAAUGACAGUUGGCUGAACUUUGAGAGAGCCAGAACUUUGAGAUCGAAUUGUAGUUAUAUUAGUGUUUGUUCUUUCUUUUCGGACUAGAUUUUUAGUAAGUAGAUCGAAAUCUUGUUACAUAAGCGAAUGUUUAUUGGAGUUUGUAGCUUUGGUUGUUGUGUAGAUAUCUCAAUAAUGGACAAUAGUCUUUGAUCUCUAAAGAAUGAGUGUAAAAAUAUAACUGAUGAAACAAUGUACUAUAUAUAUAAAAGAUUCGAACCAGUUUAGUAAUUAACAAUUGAUUUCGAGUUGGAAAUACAUGAUACAUCUCAAUUUAAUUUCUUGGUACUUUAGCAUUGCAGUAUCUGGGUCAAUCGCUUCUAUCAAAUACUUACUGGCUUCUUUGUAAAAAAAUUUAGAACUUUUGCUAAAAAAAAACUUAGCAGCGUAAAAGAAUCCCGCCUGUGGGGCCGUUGGUGACGUGUCACAUUUUCCCUUUCUCUUCAUCUUCAUUAAACAAAAGUCAAAUGGUCAACACAGUGGCAUAGUCGUAAAUGCAGCAACCUUAGUACCUCCCGUUUUCGUCCUCGCCGGCAAAGUUUCCGUCGUUGUUUCUCUUCAAUCUCCCACCACGAAGAAUCUAAGGGGGGCGAUGAAGCAUAUCUUCAGAAGCAACCCCUUCUUCCGUCGCCGAGAGCACCUCUUCGAUGACCUCUCCCGCUCCAAUUUCUGUUACGAAUCGUUCGGAUUACAUAUCCUCCUCAGACGAGGAAUACCAAAAGUGCAGUUAGCCCUAGCGGAAGAUUCCAGUAUAGUAUUGACAAGGUGGACUGUAAAAAAGAAAUGAGUUCAAGGCAGCACUGAACACUUGUAUAUGCCCUCUUGGCUCUUGGAUUUGUAAAUAUCGGUCUCUCCAGGCAUCGUGCUCUGCUUUUCAAGCCCGAGUGGAUGGCUCCAGAAGUUUUACGCAAUGAGCCUUCAAAUGGAAAGUGAGUAGCUUACACCUUCACCUCUACUACAAAAGUUUUACUCUUUACUAAGGAGAACAAAAUAAGAGUUUGUGGCUGCUUUUCCGCACUUUCGGGGUGAUUCUAUUGGAACUAGCAACAUUGAGAUUGCCUUGGCGAGGAAUGAACCCGAUGCAAGUAGUAGGAGCAGUUGGUUUCCAGAAUCGCCCGUCUUGAGAUCCCAAAGGAACUUGAUCCUGUGGUGUGGUGGGAAGGAUCAUCUUGGAAUGUUGGCUAACAGAUUCGAAUCUGUGGCCCUCCUUUGCUCACUGACGGAAGUCCUGAAGCCUUUGCUUCCUUCACCACAAGAGUUUCCAACUGCGAAUAUAUGAAACACGGUUAAUCAUACUACCAUGCUUCAUAAGUCUAAGAUUUGAGGAAUGUAGAUGAAAUCAAUCUCUAUAUGUUUUGGUGUAUUUGUUAUAGGAAAAGCCGCAAUGCUGUGCUUAAUAUUAUUGGGUUAUAAACUUUGUUUCCCGCAAUGGACGCUUAUCGCUCAGAGGCCAAAGCUUUUCCAUCAAUAUCAUCAAUUCUAAUAUACUGUUCGAUUACAAAAUUUAAUAAUAUUGUUUGUUAACUUUU